Aspergillus oryzae RIB40 is the source of this 1164-nucleotide messenger RNA. Its product is annotated as FAD-dependent oxidoreductase. Lineage: Eukaryota; Fungi; Ascomycota; Eurotiomycetes; Eurotiales; Aspergillaceae. The record is from RefSeq and is a predicted model, not a curated record. Gene Ontology annotation, molecular function: FAD binding. Bases 1 to 1164 code for a protein of 387 amino acids. The transcript has 2 exons.
AUGGCACCCGAUAUCGCGAUUGUGGGUGGUGGCCCGUGUGGCCUUGCCCUUGCCGCCAUGCUCGAACAGCAGGGUAUCGACUACGUUGUCUAUGAACGCAGUGCAGAGAACACUCCCCCUCGAGGCGGAUGCUUAGACAUUCAUCGCAGUAGCGGCCAAAUCGUUCUCAAAAAAGCAGGGUGCUUUGAAGAAUUCAAGAAAUAUGCGCGAGGAGGUUAUGCCACCAUACACUGCCUGUUUGAUCAUAAAGGGAACAAGGUCACUACGUUCGGCGAAGGGCGCGACUCGCCCGAGAUUGACCGCGCGCAGUUGCGCCAAGUCAUGCUUUCCUCGAUCGCAAAAGAGAAAGUCCGUUGGUCGACUUAUGUCAAAAGCUCUUCCAGGAAUGAAAACGGAGACGUUAUUCUCGAGUUUGAGGAUGGCACUAUCGCCUCGGGAUUCAAACUUGUUGUCGGGGCUGACGGCUUGCGCAGCAAGAUCCGACACUUAGUGACACAAGCAGAACCAAAAUACGCGGGCAUUCUAUUCCUCACGUUAUUUAUCCAACCCGGUAAUCCAUAUCACUCCACCCUGGAGCAGCUUGCCGGCCAGGGGCCGAUGAUCUUCUGUGGGAAAGGCAAAAAGAUCUGGAUCCAACGGCAAGGUGAUGGGCAUUACCGAAUGGACUUUGGAUGGAAGGGGCCUGCAGACUUCCCAUGUGCGGGUGAGGUCGACCUAUCGGACGAGGAUUCUGUCAAAGACCUCCUUCUUCGGGAGGAAUACUUCGGUUGCUUUACGGAAGUUGUCCACGAAAUCAUUCGAAACUCCACUGGACCCUUCCGAACUUGGCCCUUGUAUUAUUUCCCAGUAGAGCACCUGAACUGGCAGACUUCGCCAGGUGUGACUUUGGUUGGAGAUGCGGCACAUGUUACUACACCCUUUGUCGGAGACGGAGUCAACUGUGCCAUGCGCAAUGCGUUGGUUUUGGCUCAGAAGAUACGGGACUGGGGUAUAACUCAAGAAGCUGUUAUGGCAUAUGAGCAAGAGAUGUUUCCCUAUGCGCAGGACGUGAUUACUCGGAGUGUGGCUGCCGGGGAGUUGUUCUUUGCAUGGGAUAGUCCCAAGGGUUUCCUGGAAAAUAUGGCCUCUCCCAACCGCCUUGUUCGGGAUGAGGGGGAUUAUUAA